GCUAAUUCUCACUUCAUUCCCACCAGUUUGGAAGGUCACACACACAGCCGCUCACAACCAUUCACAACCACUCACACACUCUCUGAUCAUGGACACUGGACGCAUUGGCCGGCUGCCCUCUGGACUGGGCAUGUGCUGCUCCAUCCCUGAUAUGCUGUUUCUGCCUGAGCUGGUUUGCGGUGGACUGGUGUGGAUUCUGGUGGCCUGCACCUACAUUAUACCGUAUAAUCCUCAGGCCUAUGUCAUGGCCGUGUCUGUGCUCUGCUUCAUCAUCACCUUCAUUUGGAUGAUGGUCUUUGCCUGUGGAUCUCACCAUAACCGUCCGUUCUGGGCUACUGCGGAUGUGGCGUAUCAUUUCAUGGCGUCUGUGCUGUACCUGAGUGCUUCUGUUCUGCUGGCCUUCAGCACCCUCUACCUCACCGUCUCUGACUUCCACUACAAAAUGGACAUCGCUGCAGUGGUAAUGUCCUAUGUGACGACAGUGAUGUACAUCAUUCACACCCUUUUCUCUGCCAUCCGGUGGAAAACAUUUUAAGUCAGUUUGUAUAAAUGUGUGUGUGUGUAAAUGGGUAUAAAUGGGUUCUAAAUGCUCUGUUUGCUUUGAAUGUGUGUUAUAAACACAGUAUGAACAGCAUACAGAGGCUUUUCCAGUGGUGAGUAGAGACCAGAUCAGACUGGAUUAGAUUUAAACUGCUUUAAUUGUGCAUAGGGGGUGUUUACACUUGCAGUGUAAAGUGGAUCAUCUCUACAGAGAUGUAAUCCUGGGGACCAGUAUAUCAAUCCAGUUGUAAACAGAGCCUGAGUGUGAGUGUGUGUUUGUGUAUGUUUGAGUGUUUUAACAUUAAAAUCUGUGACAUUAUAUCUGUAACACGUGUUUAAAUAGGAGUGAUAUAUCUGUUAAAUUAUAGAUCCUUAGGGGUGAUACACCUGUACGAGUUGUAAUGUAUCGUUGGGAGUAAUAUUUAUGUGUGGGAGUGAUAUAUCUGUAAAAGGUCUGUAUCAAUGGGAGUGAUAUAUAUAUAUAACUGCAGUGGUUAAAUGUGUCAAAGUUAUUUAUGUGAAUAUGUAAAUAAAGGAAUGGAGAAACGCAGUGUUUCAAUAAAGAUAACAAAGAGA
Messenger RNA from Astyanax mexicanus (Mexican tetra), 1116 nucleotides. It is a transcript of the gene mala.2, whose product is annotated as mal, T cell differentiation protein a, tandem duplicate 2. The transcript has 4 exons. Gene Ontology annotation, molecular function: structural constituent of myelin sheath. Bases 89 to 535 code for a protein of 148 amino acids. NCBI's taxonomy places the organism in Eukaryota, Metazoa, Chordata, Actinopteri, Characiformes, Acestrorhamphidae. The record is from RefSeq and is a predicted model, not a curated record. Gene Ontology annotation, biological process: myelination. Gene Ontology annotation, cellular component: membrane.